CAGCUCUUGCGUCCUGGUCCUGUUCCGGGUGUCGGAAGAUGGCUGACAGUGGAUCCGUGGCAGCGAGAAGAUGCGACUCCGGCUCCUUGUCCUCUGUGAGUAUGGAGACUAUCUCCGCGCUGACGGAGCUGGAGGACCUGGAGAGAGUUUACCAGCAGCUCUGCGCCGAGGAGAAGGAGGUGGAAGUUGAGCUGGACAGACUGGUUGGCCAGGAGGGGACUAUUCACACCAAGAUGCUGGCGCUGCAGAGGAUGGGACCCAAUCUGCAGUUGAUCGGAGGGGAUGCCAGUCAGCUGUCGGGCAUGAUCAAUUUUACCUGCAGUCUGGCUGAAAACGUCAGCCGCAAAGUAAGACAGCUGGACCUGGCAAAGACGCGGCUGUAUAAUGUCAUACAGCGUGCAGAUGACAUCCUCGAUCUGAAAUUCUGUACAGACGGCGUGCAGACAGCUCUACGUAAUGAAGACUAUGAACAGGCUGCUGCUCAUAUUCAUCGAUACCUUUCUCUGGACCAGUCGGUUAUUGAGCUCAGCAGGCAGGGAGAAGAAAGCAGUGCCGUGGACGCCAGUCUGGUCAUGCUGCAGGAGGCAGAGCAAAAACUGAAGGUCAUCGUUUCUGAGAAGCUCGAUGAAGCUGUAGCAGCCGUGGAUCUUGCGCAGGUGGAAAGGUUUUUCAAGAUCUUUCCUCUGUUGGGCCUCCACCAACAGGGACUCGCCCGCUUUGGUCAAUACCUCUGCAGUCAGCUUGCCUCCAAAGCUGAGGAGAACCUGUUGUUAGCUACAGGAGGAGAUCUGGGUGAGAAGAGGGCUCUGCUGAUAUUCGCAGACACUCUAACACUGCUCCUUGAAGGUAUUGCUCGUGUUGUUGAGACUCAUCAGCCUAUAGUAGAGACGUAUUACGGUCCAGGCCACCUGUACACACUGAUCACUCACCUGCAGCAGGAAUGUGACCGUCAGGCCCAGAAGAUAGUCGACAAGUUCAUCCAGCAGAGAGGAUACCACAGCAAGUUUCAGAUUGUCCAGAGCAGCAUGAUGAAGAGCAUGCCAGGCGAGAGGAUUGAACCAAGAGAGCUGGACCCUGUGCUGUCAGAGGUAACUCUGAUGAACGCGAGGGCGGAGCUCUACCUGCGCUUCUUACGGCGUCGCAUGAUGGCAGACUUUGAAGUUGGAGAUGCCCAGAGCAUCACACAGGAGCAUCAGCAGAACAUGGAGAAGCUGCUCAAACACUGUCAGCUGAGCAGAACCAUGCAGGAGCUGAUUGGCUACUACGUUCCUAUGGAGGAGUACUACAUGAGGGAGUCCGUCAACAAGGCUGUUGCUAUGGACACAUAUGAAAAGGGUCAGCUGACCAGCAGCAUGGUGGAUGACUGUUUCUACAUUGUAAAAAAGUGCAUCAGCAGAGCAUUGUCCAGCUCCAGCAUCGACUGCCUCUGUGCCAUGAUCAACCACGCAAACUCUGUGCUGGAGUCUGACUUCAGGGAGGUGCUGUACAAUAAGCUGCGUCAGGGCUUCCCAGCCACAACGCUGCAGGACAUCCAGCGUGGUGUGAGCAGCGCGGUCAGCCUGAUGCAGAGCAGCUUACAGCAGGGCAAGUUCAACACGUUGGGCAUUGAGAGUACCGAAAACGCUAAGGCUGCAUUUCUGGUGACUCUGAAUAAUGUCGAGGUGUGUAGUGAGAAUAUCACAACUCUGAAGAGGAACCUAGAGAACGACUGCUCCAAGUUGUUCAGUCAAGGCGCAGGUUCUGGUGAACAAGCCAAGAUCGAAAGCUGUUUGUCCGACCUUGUCAGCACAUCCACAAAGUUCAAGGAUCUCUUACAGGAGGGUCUGACUGAGUUAAACACAACAGCCAUAAAGCCUCAGGUCAAACCGUGGAUCAGCAGCUUCCUUUCCAUCUCGCAUAACAUCGAAGAGGAGGAAUUUAAUGACUAUGAAGCUAAUGACCCCUGGGUGCAGCAGCUCAUUGUUAAUUUGGAGCAACUCAUGGCAGAGUUUAAGACGGCCCUCUCUCCUGUCAUCUACGACACGCUGACCAGCCUGAUGACCAGCUUGAUAUCCAUUGAAAUGGAGAAGACGGUCCUCAAAUGCUCAUUCAGCAGGCUUGGAGGGCUGCAGUUUGAUAAAGAGCUUCGUUCUCUUGUGGCGUAUCUCACCACUGUGACCACCUGGACCAUCAGGGAUAAAUUUGCUCGACUCACGCAGAUGGCCACCAUCCUCAACCUGGAGCGGGUUACUGAGAUCCUGGAUUACUGGGGCCCUAAUUCAGGCCCCUUGACGUGGCGGCUGACCCCGGCAGAGGUGCGCCAAGUUCUAGCGCUGCGCAUCGAUUUCAGAAGUGAAGAUAUCAAGAGGCUGCGGCUGUAACUGAAGAUCUUGUACGCUUGGUUGUUGGCGACUCCUGCUCUCUACCCACCUUGUGAUGUUUUUCCCCUCAAGGCUUUCUCCAUGUUUCUGCGCAGAUGUGGCCAAGGCUGAGGGUUUCUUUUUAUCUGAAACAACGAGUGCUGAUUUCUCUUCAGUGGUGUUUUCAGACCUUCUGCUGCUCAGCCAGCUGAUGUCAGUCUGUAUCAAUUACAGCUGAGCUCUUAGGGCAGUGAUUGUGGACUCUUGUAUAUGAAUUAACAGUAAAAUAUGACACUAUUCUCUCCAAUAUGUAAUUAAAAGUGUAAAUGUGUAAUUGUGUCACAGCGGGAGUUCCAACCUUUUUUUUUUUACCUGUGACUGACUGAGAAACGAGGACAUGCUGGGACUGAGGAGCGGAGCUCUGCGGCUUUCAGUGAAACAGAGCAGUAAUGAACAUCAUACCCAUUAAACUGACAGAAGCAGGUCA
Molecule: messenger RNA, 2826 nt
Organism: Mugil cephalus (flathead mullet)
Lineage: Eukaryota; Metazoa; Chordata; Actinopteri; Mugiliformes; Mugilidae
Gene: cog4
Product: component of oligomeric golgi complex 4
Exons: 19
Coding region: 39-2360 (773 amino acids)
Source: RefSeq, a predicted model, not a curated record